Messenger RNA from Ambispora leptoticha, 834 nucleotides. NCBI's taxonomy places the organism in Eukaryota, Fungi, Glomeromycota, Glomeromycetes, Archaeosporales, Ambisporaceae. The record is from the annotation of a GenBank genome assembly.
AUGAAUACAUCACGAAACUCUAAUACACCAAUAGCAAUAUCUAGAGAUAUUUUCAUACCCUCGAUAUAUGAUGGAAUUCUUCUAGAAGCUAGAGUUACAUACUUUAGAAAUCCCAAAGUUAUUAAGGUUAGCGAGCUGCAACCUGUAAAUUCUGUUGUUAUUUCUCAUCCAUAUGGGCCGUUAGGAGGAAACAAUGAAAAUAAUGUAGUUAUAGCACUCGAACAUUUCUUUUUACGGCGAGGAUAUCUCACUGUUGCUUUUAAUUUUCGAGGAUCCGGUAAAUCACAAGGUCGUAAUACUUGGAGUGGAGAAGCCGAAGCAGGAGACUAUAAUACAAUGCUCCAAUUUCUAGCUAAUUGUGGCAAAGAUCUCAACAGCAGUCGAAUAAUAAUGGAAAUACCACCAAUUAAAGAAACAAUAGUAGCAGGUUACAGCUACGGUUCGCUGAUUGCCACUACACUCUCAUCCAUCACAAAUACCUCCAACACAUCACCAUUCCCGUUCCCGAUAUCAUUUAUAUUAAUAAGUUACCCAUUAUCCGUAAUUUGGUUUCUGACUUUUUUCCGUGGCUCGAAAUACUCUCAACACAUGAAAUCGUUACUUGACAAUAAUAAUAAUUGCCGGGUAUUGUUCGUUUAUGGAACAUCGGAUCAAUUUACAGGUGUUAAUGCAUAUAAGAAAUGGAUCAGGGAGAGUAAAGUUGAAGAAAGAAGUAUGUGGAGUUUAAGGGAGUUAUCUGGUGUGGAUCAUUUUUUUUUCGGUGAAGGGAUGGAGGAGAAAUUGUUACAUGUUUUAGAAGAGUGGAUUGUUGGAGAUGGGAAUGAUGUUACAUAA